AUGCACCCUGUAGCACUGGGGUCACUUCAAGUGCACAACGUAGUCGAGGAAAACCAAGAAACAUGGGAUCUGUAUGAAGAACGACUGGAUUUACUGGGAAGAAAUGAUAAAUAUGUGUCCCUGGUCAACUUCAGCAUCCCUCAGCUCUGUCAGUUCACAGUGUGCAUUGACCUAAAGCGGACAGCCAAUGUCAGCUCGUGGGCAGCGUUUUCCUAUGACACUAACACCACCUCCACUGACAUAAAUGACUUAGAACUCGGGCUCUCUGGAGAAAACAAGCACCUGAGACUGUAUCUUUUUGGCACCAAACGAGACAUUGAGAUCGACCUGGCCCUUUUUGUGUGGUAUAGUGUGUGCUGCUUGUGGGACACUGGAAAACAGCUGCUGGAGGUCUACUGCAAUGGGAACCUGGUGCACAGCGAAGCCCUGGACAGCACAGGGUGCCUGAAACCGAAUGGCAGCCUCAUACUGGGCCACCUGCACAAGAGAAGGGAUGGCUUCAUCGUGAGGAUCAGCAACAGCUUCAUCGGCAGCUUGUACUACUUCCAGCUGUGGGACCGUGUGCUGGGUCAGGAAGAGCUGUUGGGCUGUGCCAUGGGCAGCACUGUCAGCUGGAAGGAGGAGUACUGGAAUUUCAGCAGCGUCCUCCCCGUCGCGGACCAUCGGCUGCGCUGCGGCUUGAGGAAAGCAUCAUCAACAAGGGCUCCUACACUGCCCCCUUUACCUCUGACCAGUAGUACCAAUGGUGUCGUUCCGGUCACCUUCUUUAAUGUUCAUAUGAACUUUUCUCUUUUCUACGAAACCAAGAGAGCUCCUGAUUACUAUGAUGCAAGGAGGCUUCUUGAACACUGGUUUAGUAUAAUCUUUACCAGAGAAGAAUUUGUUGUGACAAACUUUAAAAUCAGGGGUAAUUAUCUACAAAGCAGUGCCUAUAGGAGGACUCGUGGGAAGGUAAAGCGGAUGUCACAAAGCUAUAUCUGUAAGGCAAUUAUAAAGGCCACCUCUCUGGAAAUACAAGAAGUGCUGAGUCUCAGGAUCAAACAGCUGUUGAAUGACACAUAUGAAGAGGGACCAUUAUCCUUGCAUGUGAAACCUGAAGAUGUGGCUGUGAAGUCAAUAGCACUGAUGGAUUGUCCAGAAAGCUUUUCACACACAAGGUACAAGGGGAGUUAUUCCUGGCCGCUAACAAGUCCAGCCUCCGAAGCACAGGUCAGCUGCAGGAAAAACCCUCUGCAGUCUGCUCAGAGGAGCUGUGCAAUUAGUAUUGAACUAGAGCAAGCUUUUUGGAAGGAACCAAACAUGACUAAAUGUAAACCACUUGAAAAACUUCCAAAUAAUAUUUUAGGCCUCCAAGAUAUCAAGAUAACAGAAGAGAAUGCAGAAGAUGUUAUAGAGCACAUUUUAUACCUCUUGCCAGAUGCAACACUGCAUGUGGAAGAAUUAGAAAUCAUUGCAAGUAAAAUUUCUGAUAUUGUACAGCUUGCAGAUGUGAGUGUGACACUUGCAGAGACUGCAUUGUCUAUACUAGACCAUAUUUCACUGCAAGAAAUAGAAGAUCAGAACGUUAGAAAAAUAACCAAUACUAUCCUGCAGACAACUGAGGAGAUGGGCUACAAGGUGACUUGCGCAGACAGAAAUACAUCGGUCAUAACCAAUUCCUUGGCUCUGUUGGUGUUGCGUCCAGAUCCCAGCACGUUUGGAGGACUGGCCUUUGGCAUUACCUCCUACAGCAGAGGUGUGGAUCUCCAGAUCAAUGUGCAAGAAAACCCUUUCAAAAAUGCCUUGGCCUCAGUGUUUUUGCCAAAAUCCCUGAAGAACUUCCUAGGGAUCGAGUACUGUGACCCAGACAAGCAUUCGAAGAUCCAGUUUAAGUUUUUUGGCACUACUUCACUUUUCGAGGAUGACAGUUUAACAAUGCAGAAGUUGAACACUUUUGUUGUGAGUGCCAGUGUUGAAAACGCAUCAAUUCAGAACCUUAAUGAGCCUGUGACUGUCACUCUUCGGCACAUAGACCAGAAUACGGGCAAUGCAGCAGUGCACUGCGUCUUUUGGGACUUUGGGAAGAACAAUGGACUGGGUGGUUGGAAUACAUCAGGGUGUGAAAUGGAAUAUACAGAUAUGAAUUACACAAUCUGUUUUUGUAACCAUCUUACCCAUUUUGGAGUCCUACUGGACUUGGCCCGGACAGAAAUAGAUGUCACACAUGAUCAUAUAUUAACUCUGAUAAGCUAUGCAGGAUGUGGUGCUUCUUCCCUUUUUUUGGGAAUAACGCUGGUGACAUAUCUAACCCUUGAGAAGCUGCGGAGAGACAAUCCUUCAAAAAUCCUGCUCAACCUUUGUGCUGCACUGCUGAUGCUGAACAUGGUCUUCCUCACCAAUUCCUGGCUGUCCUCAUUCAACCAGCCAGGCCUCUGCAUCACCAUGGCCACGCUCCUUCACUAUUUCCUUCUUGCAGCUUUCACGUGGAUGUGCCUGGAGUCUGUUCACUUUUACUUGGCUCUUGUCAAAGUUUUCAAUGUUUAUGUCCCAAAGUACAUCCUAAAAUGCUGCAUUGCUGGCUGGGGUAAGCAAGCAGAUUUCUUCUCCACUUCUGGGCUUGUCAACUUCUCUAAGAUUGGGGCAUAUUUGCAAAAGCAACUUUCCACGUUAGGAAUACCAGCUAUUGUAAUUAUUCUUGUGCUCAUUAUAAACAAAGACUUCUAUGGCAAUGGGUCGCACUCUGAGAACAAUCCUUACAGCAAUUUCUGCUGGAUUCAGGACAGUGGAGUGUUCUACAUCUCUGUUGUGGCCUAUUUCUUCUUAAUAUUUUUGACAAAUACAGCCAUGUUCAUCACUGUUCUCCUCCAAAUCCACUCUGUGAAGACAAGGACACAAAAGAGAUCCAGAUUCUGGAAACAGAGUGUUCUUCAAGACCUCAAAAGUGCUUUCAGCUUGAUGUUCCUUUUGGGCUUAACUUGGGGCUUUGCCUUUUUUGCCUGGGGAGAAGUGAGGAUAUUUUUCUUGUAUCUUUUCAGCAUUUUUAACACCUUGCAAGGGUUCUUUAUCUUUGUGUUUCACUGCCUAAUGAAGGACGAGGUAGUGAAGCAGUGCCGAGUACACUUCUGCUGGGGAAGAUUCCGUCUGAGUAACUAUUCUGACUGGAGUGGGUCAGGUGCAACUGCAGGAUCUACACCAAAGCAUUUAAACCGCAAAUCACCAUCCCAAGCUUUGCAGAGUCUAAAUUCUAAUGGAACAAGUUCAACUUCCAAUGGUUCAGAUUUCCUUCCCAGGUCUUCUCCAGAUAGAAAUUUCAAGAUUGCUGAAGUCCAUUACAACCCCAGUGCUGUAUCUCCAGAAGAUGGUGAGACCAAACAUCCUUGUUCACAAAGAACACUAACCAUGGAUACAGGACUGCACUAUCCACAGAAAGCAGGAUUUUUACACUGAUACUGAAUUUGUUUUCUUCUGAUUAUCUAGUGAUGGUUCUCCUCUGUGCAUGAAAACAAGCACUGUUCAAAUAAUUACUUCUAAUGUACAGUUAUCACUCUGGACACAGUGAUCCCAUGACUCAUGUCUAGGCUUCAGUGGAAUUUCAAUCCUGACCACACAAGGAUUUGCUGCUCCCAUGUUUCCAAGAUUAGUCCUCAUGUUAAACAGAGACUGGAAACAUUCUCUCCCUCAUCAUUAGUCCCUCCCAUAGUUCAUCUUUUUUUUACCCUUUACACCCUCCUGCCAUUUCUCUGUUUUCUUCUUCAUCUGAUACUUAUUGUCAGAGCCUAAAACAUAUAGUACUGAGUUUCAAGUGAUAUUUUUUAGCCUGCUGGUUGACUGUCUCAGGCACAGACAUAUCUUUCCUUACUUUUUCUGAAAUGUAGUUUGACCAACUUGGACAUCAAGAAGUUGGACUCAGCCUCCAAGAUGUAUGUUUUUAUUUUCAGAUGUGCUGGCUCUGAUGAUCUGGUUUUAGAUCUCUAAAGAGAUGUAGAUGCACGUUUAAAUGUUUGAAAAUGUUGCCCAGUACCUUCAAAUGGAAUGUGCAAACAAUAAAAACUGAAAUUCCCACGUC
Corapipo altera (White-ruffed manakin) is the source of this 4045-nucleotide messenger RNA. RefSeq names its product adhesion G protein-coupled receptor G4 (gene ADGRG4). Lineage: Eukaryota; Metazoa; Chordata; Aves; Passeriformes; Pipridae. Gene Ontology annotation, molecular function: G protein-coupled receptor activity. The record is from RefSeq and is a predicted model, not a curated record. Gene Ontology annotation, cellular component: membrane. Gene Ontology annotation, biological process: cell surface receptor signaling pathway; adenylate cyclase-activating G protein-coupled receptor signaling pathway. The transcript has 23 exons. Bases 1 to 3426 code for a protein of 1141 amino acids.